AAGAGAGAGGCUCCGGAUGCUUUAAUGUGCGCAGGCGCGCCCUUUUCCUUCCUUUCCGACACUCGAGCGAGAGAGACAAGAUGGGCCAUCAGCAGCUCUAUUGGAGUCAUCCUAGAAAAUUCGGCCAAGGAUCGCGAUCCUGCCGGGUGUGCUCUAACAGACAUGGACUUAUCCGAAAAUACGGACUAAACAUGUGCCGUCAGUGCUUCAGGCAAUACGCACACGACAUCGGCUUCGUGAAGGUAAGAGUGUUGGUCAAUUCUCCUGCCUUGUAAUGGGCCGUCGGUGAUCUUUUGUUACACAUCCUGGUAUUAAACUAGUUAUAUGCCCUGUACUUUAAUCCAUAAGGGUUUAUAGACGUAUGUCCAUGUAAGUUGAUGUAUGUAUAUGGUUAUUGGGGUGUUGACUAGUGUUUUCUUUCCCUGAACAGUUGGAUUAGAUGUGUCGGUGGUGGAUAUUCCUCGCCAUUUUCACAGAAUCAGGAGGACGAGCCGAGAGGAGAUGAUUCAGUUGUGGAAAUAAAAUUUUUCGUCCUAACA
Gadus morhua (Atlantic cod) is the source of this 539-nucleotide messenger RNA. RefSeq names its product ribosomal protein S29 (gene rps29). Gene Ontology annotation, cellular component: ribosome; cytosolic small ribosomal subunit. Gene Ontology annotation, biological process: cytoplasmic translation. Gene Ontology annotation, molecular function: structural constituent of ribosome; RNA binding; zinc ion binding. The transcript is spliced from 2 exons. Bases 81 to 275 code for a protein of 64 amino acids. NCBI's taxonomy places the organism in Eukaryota, Metazoa, Chordata, Actinopteri, Gadiformes, Gadidae. The record is from RefSeq and is a predicted model, not a curated record.